CACACACAUACACACAGGUGAGCGGUGAUACACAACUUACCUGUAUAACACACACACACACAGGUGACACACAUACACAGCAAUGCCGGAUUGGAUCUAAAUCUGGAGCUGGAUUUGCUUCGGAACCUGGAUCGGGAUCGGGACCGGGAUCUGGUUCGAGAUCUGAAUCCUGAUCCAGAAGGAGAUCUGCUCCGGCAUCUGAAUCCGAAUCCCCCAUCGGGAACCGGUUCGGGAUCUGAAUCCUGAUCUGGAGCGUAGUCCGUUGCGGGCAUCCGGCUUGUGCGCCAUGGAUCGGCUGCCGUCUGCGGGCGGAUCGAAGCGUCUGAGGCCGUGGCUGCUGGAGCAGAUCGAGAGCGGCCUCUACCCGGGUCUGCGCUGGGAGGACGACUCCAAGGCCACGUUCCGAAUCCCCUGGAAGCACGCGGCCAAACACGACUACUGCCAGCAGGAAGACGCGGCCCUUUUCAAGGGCUGGGCGCUGUUCAAGGGCAAGUUCCGGCAGGGAGACCGCGCGGACCCCCCUGCGUGGAAGACGCGUCUGCGCUGCGCCCUCAACAAGAGCUCCGACUUCGAGGAGGUGUCGGAGCGCAGCCAGCUCGACAUCUCCGAGCCCUACAAGGUCUACCGCGUGCUGCCAGAGGGCUCCCGGGGAAAAGGAGACACGGACGAUGACGACGACGUCACGGACGACAAGAUGAACAUCGUCAACACAGACGCCUACAGCGUGUAUCGCAGAGUGAGCGCUGUGCAGCGCACUCACCCGCUCACUCACCCCUAA
Lethenteron reissneri (Far Eastern brook lamprey) is the source of this 778-nucleotide messenger RNA. RefSeq names its product interferon regulatory factor 4-like. Gene Ontology annotation, molecular function: RNA polymerase II cis-regulatory region sequence-specific DNA binding; DNA-binding transcription factor activity, RNA polymerase II-specific. The record is from RefSeq and is a predicted model, not a curated record. Gene Ontology annotation, biological process: regulation of transcription by RNA polymerase II; immune system process. Gene Ontology annotation, cellular component: nucleus. NCBI's taxonomy places the organism in Eukaryota, Metazoa, Chordata, Hyperoartia, Petromyzontiformes, Petromyzontidae.